UCGUAAGGUCGAGGUCACUUCGCGGAGCGGAGCGGCCGCUGUCACUUCUGCGUCUGAACCAGGCGUUGAACGUGUGGACCAGAAGCAUGGAUGGGAUCUGGGCUCUGGUGGUGUGUGCAGCAGUCGUGUGUUCGGCUGUUCCCUGUUUGUCCCUCAACUCAUCCAGGCCAUUGUUUAUGAUCUCAUGUCCAGAGGUGGUGCAUGCUGGGACACCCACUUCGCUGGCCAUCACUGUCCUUGCUGACUUCCCUGGGAGGGUGACUGCUGAGGUGGCACAUGGCAACACCAAAGUUGUGCAGACAGAGGACUUCCGAGGAGGUUUAACUAAAGUCCUCAUAAUCCCUCCUAUUCCUGGAACUGCAGCUGCAAAUUUCCCCUUGAACCUAACGGUGAGUUUCUACAGAGAGAACGACCUCGUUUUCACCAACACCACCACCCUCAGCUUCAGCCCCAGGAACGUCUCCACCUUCAUUCAAACGGACAGAUUGCGCUACCAACCAGGCGACAGCGUCAAAGUCAGAGUUGUGUCUGUGCAGUCCGAUAACCGUCCGUACAAAGGCAGAGUGGACCUCGCUCUACAGGAUCCCAGAGGGAACGUCGUCGACAGGUGGAAUUCCACUGGGAACAUGGGGAUUGUGGUGUGGGAACUCAGCCGUGGCCACACGAGCCCAAAUCCUGUUGGACAGUGGGUGAUAACAACCACCAUACAGGGCGUCACUGACGCGAGAGCAUUCACUGUGGAGCAUUACGAGCAUCCCCACUUUGAAGUGCUGCUCAGGACACCUUCGCGGGUCCUCGUUGGAGAGGACAUAUCGGGAUCAGUGAGAGCCCUUUACCCGAGUGGAAAACCUGUUCAGGGAACACUGACUGCGUCGGUCACUCUGGACGACGGGAUUCCCAAAGCUUCAUUUAUGCCGACACAAACUACAUCGAUCUAUGGGUCGACGCGGUUUUUCUUCAGCAAGGAUCUGCUUCAAGGAACCAACAGCAGCGUACAUGUUUCAGUCUGUGUUACCGACAAUUCCACAGGCCUCACAGUGAACAAAACAGUGCAAGUCCAACGCACGAGGACCGCAUUCCAGCUGGCGUUCCACGACUCGCCGCCUACGCUGAAGCCGUCUCUAUUCUUCGCCGCGGAACUGAGGAUCUCCAGGUACGACGGAAAGCCGCUCAGCGCGCAGGAUGUGAAUCACUCUGCUGUGAUUGAAGUCAGUCAGGGAACAUCCACGGUGACCGCCGAACCGACGACUCUGGCGCUUCCGGUGCCUGAGGACGGGAACGUCCACAUUCGGCUCAAGUUACGAGAUCAAAUAGGGAUGCUUUUCAUUCGGGCAAGAUUCCAAUCCAGUGAGGAGACCCUGACUGUCUACAACAACAACGUCUCUCCCAGUGACUCCUAUAUUCAGAUCUCCCCAAUCAAUAACUCUCAAGCACAGAUUGGAAUACCUCUUCAGAUAGACGUGAUGAGCACCUUUCAACCAACUGAGAUGCACUUCGUGGUGAGCUCCAGAGGGCAAGUGUUGGCCGCCGGGACAACGACGCCCUCCUCUUUUUCUUUGACUCCAACCUUGUCCUGGUCCCCUGAGGCCCGCGUCACCGUCUACUGCAUCCUCUCGGACGGAGAGGUCACCAUGGACACGGCGCACAUACCCGUCAACCAACAACACUACGGCUCUCUGAGCUGGAGCUCUGACAAAGCUCAGCCAGGGGGGCCGGUAUCGCUCACCGCGACAGCUCUUGAACCGAAGUCCGUGUUGGGAGUCGUGGUGACGGAGACGCAGGACGACGCUCCGCCUGCUGACCUCAAAGCGGAGCAGGAAUGUAAUAUUAGGAUGAUAACCAAUGCCAAAAUACACCAGAAAAACAAGCCUGAUGGACCUUCAAAUGGCGGAGCUGACUUGAUGGUGGAGCAGUACUGGAGCCACUGGAUGGACGCCGCCGAAUCCUUGCUAUGGUUCGACACUGGCGUGACCAAUCAAACAUGGACGAGUGGGAAAGUAACAGUGCCAGAUGGCGUUACGUCUUUGGGCGCUUUUGCACUGGUGAUGUCAGACAAACGGGGUCUGGGCUUCUCUUCUGUGCCACAAAAGCUGACCGUCUCCAAAGAUUUCUCCUUGUCUCUGGAUGUCCCAUCGUACCUCAUCAGAGGAGAGGAGAUUGUGCUGGAGGUGACCGUCAUCAACCAUUUAGAGCACGACAUCGAGGUAUUUGUGCUGCUAACACAGAGUGAGGCCUUUGAGUUUGUUUUGGUGGACAAAGGGGAUGCCUCUGUGGUGACGGCCCACAAACUCACCAUAGGGAGUCAUUGUGCUGCUCCAGCGCUGUUCCCGAUAAGGCCCGUGGUUCUGGGCGAGAUGGAAGUAUCCGUGGAGGCCAUGUCGGCCGAGGCCUCAGACACACUUGUUUGGAGACUGCUUGUGAAGCCGGAGGGACUUGAACACUCCUUCUCAGAGACUCUGUUCCUGGAGAUGGCACCAACGAAAAACAGCAGUUCAAGAUCCGUCUCCUUCUCCUUUCCACCAGAUGUGGUAGCGGGCAGCCAGAGGGCCCACGUGGCAUUGGUUGGUGACAUCUUGGCCAUGUCCAUCAGAAACUUGGACUCGCUGGUUCAGAAGCCCGUUGGUUGUGGGGAGCAGAACAUGAUCCACUUUGCUCCAUGUAUUUAUGUUAUCCAGUACCUGAACAAAUCAACUGAGGACAAUGAAGAGAUCCGGAGCAGAGCACUGGGCCACAUGAUGGAAGGAUAUCAAAGACAACUGUCCUUCCAACGCGAUGACGGGUCGUUUAGCGCUUUCGGAGCCAGCGAUACCUCCGGUAGCACAUGGUUGACGGCCUUCGUGCUGAGGUGCCUCCUCCAGGCUCAGCCCUACAUGCAGGUUGACCAGAGUGUCCUGUCCAGAGCCGCGUCUUGGCUCUUCAAACUGCAGGGGCCCCAGGGUGAGUUUGAGGAGGUGGGCAGGUUGAUCUCCACGGAGAUGCAGGGAGGACUGGAUAAUAGUUCGGUGGGACUCACUGCCUACGUGCUGAUGGCACUGCUGGAGGACAACGGCUUGGUGGACAUUUACCAAGACAACGUGUCCCUGGCCCAGAGGUACCUGGAGAACAAAGUGUCCAGUGGAGCGAUCGUCAGUAACUACAGCUUGUGCCUGGUGGCCUAUGCUUUAGCUAUGGCCAAAAGUCCUGUGGCCGACGCUGCCCUGGCUGAGCUCAACAGGAGAGCUGACCACAGAGACGGCGUCAUGAUGUGGGGAUCCUCGGCCGGCCUGGGGUCACAUGGCUGGCAGCCGCGCUCGGCACAGAUCGAGAUGGCCUCCUACGUGCUGCUGGCGCUCUACAAGCGCGGCAGCUUUGUGGACGGCUUUGAAAUGUUGAAAUGGUUAAGCAGGCAGAGGAACCAUUUGGGAGGCUACGGGACGACACAGGACACAGUGGUCGCCCUCCAAGCCCUGGCAGUUUACGCUGCCUUCAGCGGCGCCGUCGCCAUCGACCUCACGCUCAACGUAUCUGCCCCAGCGUCUUCGUUUGAGUCACUCUUUAGCAUCAACUCCGCCACCUAUCUGACGUUAAUGAGCCAAGAGAUCAAUUCUGACAAAGAUCUAAACCUAAAUAUAUACAUGGAGGGAAGAGGAUUUGCAAUAUUUCAGAUGAACAUCUUUUACAACUUGGAGACCGAAGCUUUUUCACAGGACGAGGAGGCGUUCUCAUUAACCGUUGGUGUUACUGGGGAAGCAGACCUCAAUCACAUGCUGUUGUCGAUAUGCACGGCGUUAAAGGCGAAUCAGGCCAUACCUCAUACGGGGAUGGUCAUAGUGGACGUGGGCAUGCUCAGUGGUUUCCGUCUCUCUCCCGGAGCUGCUGCCUCAACAGAUCUUAUCCGAAGUGUGGAGAUCCUUCCUGAUAAAGUCAGCCUGUACCUAGAUUCACUCAACAAGUCCGAGGUUUGUAUCCGACUUCCGGUCACCAAAGACUACAAAGUGGCCCACGUGCGGGACGCCGUGGUUCGGGUUUACGACUACUACGAACCCACGAGAAAGGCAACGAGAACGUACAACUCGGACGCGCUGCGCAGCACGACCCCCUGCUUCCUCUGCGGUGAGAACUGCGAGUCCUGUAGGCCGGGCGUCACCGUCAUCGUGUCACCACUGUUUUCUCCCUCUGAGAGCAGCGCCGCCCACAGCGUCCUUUCCCUAUUUCUUGGAGUCGCUGCUUUUUUUGCGGUGGUCUAAUUAGAAGGAAUGAUAGCCAAUAUACAACGGUAUAAUACUAGCACACAAAGUUGUUAUAUUUUAGAAAUCUAUUUGCUUAGAGCACAUGACUUCUACUGAACUUUUAUACACAAUAUAAAAUGUGGGAAACUACUUUGGAAGCUAAAUCAGUCAAAUUCCAUUCAUGUAAUAGUAAUUUUUGGUUCCGAAUAAAAAUACCGUGAAAAUGA
This is a messenger RNA of Gasterosteus aculeatus aculeatus (three-spined stickleback), 4435 nucleotides long. It is a transcript of the gene cd109, whose product is annotated as CD109 molecule. Gene Ontology annotation, cellular component: extracellular region. Lineage: Eukaryota; Metazoa; Chordata; Actinopteri; Perciformes; Gasterosteidae. The record is from RefSeq and is a predicted model, not a curated record. Gene Ontology annotation, molecular function: endopeptidase inhibitor activity.